GAGUGGAGUGCGCGGUUGUCCGGGCGGCCAUUGCGGGUACAUUGUCCGAAACCGCGAAUGCAAUUGAGUGCUUUGUGCCACGCAAGUGAAAUCCAAGAAAAUCAAAAGUCAUCCCCAAAAGAAGGUGCUCCGUGUGAAGCCCGGGACGCGCACAAAACCCCGGCCCGAUGGCUGAAUCCGACAAACUAAAUAUUGACAACAUCAUAGCUCGGCUCUUGGAAGGUAAAGCUGCUCAUUCUAUUGUAUUUAAAUGGAGGCAAUUUAUUUUUCUAGUGCGGGGAGCUAGGCCAGGGAAAAAUGUACAAUUGACAGAAGGAGAAAUAAAAGGACUUUGUCUGAAGUCACGUGAAAUUUUUUUAUCACAACCUAUUCUAUUAGAGCUUGAAGCACCGCUUAAAAUAUGUGGUGACAUUCAUGGGCAAUAUUAUGAUUUACUACGGUUAUUUGAAUAUGGUGGAUUUCCACCAGAGAGCAAUUAUCUUUUUUUAGGAGACUAUGUUGAUAGAGGAAAACAGUCCUUAGAAACAAUUUGUCUUCUUCUUGCCUAUAAAAUCAAAUAUCCUGAGAACUUCUUUUUACUUCGUGGAAAUCAUGAAUGUGCAUCCAUUAACAGGAUAUAUGGAUUUUAUGAUGAAUGCAAACGUCGAUACAACAUUAAACUGUGGAAGACAUUUACGGAUUGCUUCAACUGUUUACCUGUGGCAGCAAUAGUGGAUGAAAAAAUAUUCUGUUGCCACGGUGGUCUUAGUCCAGAUCUUCAAAACAUGGAACAGAUCAGACGUAUCAUGCGACCAACAGAUGUACCUGAUCAAGGCUUAUUAUGUGACUUAUUGUGGUCAGAUCCAGACAAAGAUACCAUGGGUUGGGGAGAAAACGAUCGCGGUGUAUCAUUUACAUUUGGAGCCGAAGUUGUUGCCAAAUUUUUACAUAAGCAUGACUUUGACCUCAUAUGUCGUGCGCAUCAGGUGGUAGAAGAUGGCUAUGAAUUUUUCGCAAAGAGGCAGUUAGUAACUCUGUUCUCAGCACCAAACUAUUGUGGCGAAUUCGAUAAUGCCGGAGCUAUGAUGUCCGUGGAUGAAACUCUUAUGUGCAGUUUCCAAAUUCUAAAACCAGCUGACAAGAAGAAGUUAUCGUACGGUGGCCUGAAUGCAAAUAGACCAGUGACACCCCCACGAGGUGGUGGAAAUAACAAAAACAAGAAGAAGUGAAAUCCUUAGAUUUGUUUCUCACCCUUCUUUUUUUUGAACGCAACGUUUAGAACUUCAAAAUAACUCCCUUAAAACCCACCAUCUUUUAAGACAUUAAGUUCUUGUAAGAGGAAAGAUGUUAUUGUUAUUAUUUCUCCUAGUAUCGCUACUAUUAUUAUCAACGCUAUUACCAUAUUAUUUUCGAAUUUAUCAUUAAUUCCGCUCAGCCAUUUACGAUGACAUUUUAACGCAGGAAAGAAAUCCGGAGGGGCAUAGUUUGCUAAGCGAAAGGAAAUAAUGAAAAGUUCUUCAUUAAUAGAACAGUUCCAAGUAAAAAGAAAAAAAUGCUAUUAAAUGGGUGUCUAUAAAAGAAAAAAUUAAUAUUAAGUUCGAUUACACGAGAUUAGAUUAGAAAUUCGUGACGGCUACUAUGAAAUUAUAUUAGAAGAAUAUAUCGUUACAAACUGUAAGAAAAGAUCACGACAAGUUCAUUCUAAAUCUUUUGCUCAUUUUUCCUGAUAAUUGUGUAGGAUGAAUAAUUUUGGAACCACUUGCGAUAUCACUGAUAAGAAAAUAUGGCAUGAUACAAUUGAUACAAUGCCGGGGACAAUUUUGUUAUGCCAUUUUUCGCCUUGAUGACAUACAUACAUACCUUAUUAAUGAGAUUGUUAAUAUAUAUAACGUAAUAUCAAGUAGAUAGUGGUUUUGAACGACAAAUGUUUCGAAUGUGAUACAUCAUUUCGGUUUUGUUACGUUUCUGUAAAUUGCACAAAAUUUGUAAACGACAUACAGAUACAACUUUCGUAAAGAGAGACCGUUUUUGUAGA
Molecule: messenger RNA, 2014 nt
Organism: Habropoda laboriosa
Lineage: Eukaryota; Metazoa; Arthropoda; Insecta; Hymenoptera; Apidae
Product: serine/threonine-protein phosphatase alpha-2 isoform
Exons: 5
Coding region: 168-1208 (346 amino acids)
Cellular component (GO): cytoplasm; nucleus
Molecular function (GO): protein serine/threonine phosphatase activity
Source: RefSeq, a predicted model, not a curated record